AUGAAAGAACAUAAAAAAACUGAGAUCAGCCAAAUUGCAGCACAGAAAAAGAUUAAUGAUCAGAUAUCUACUGAUGUUCGUUGUAUUGAUAUGUGCAAAAUGCGUCAGAACGCGGCCAAUGUGUCGUUGUACAGACGUAUGCAUUUAGAGUCAGAAGAGGAAGAGAUGUUCACGAAUAUACAAAAAGCUAAAGAAGCUCAGGCCAGACAAACUGCCGAGUUGGAACAAGAGCAAAAACUUGCUCAAGUGAUGGCAGAUUUAAAGCGCCAGGAAAUUGUCGAAAUAAAAACCAAUCAGUUACUUCAAAAUAAUUCUCACGAACAUCGACAUGCAGAAAAGGAAUUACGAACGGCCUAUUUAAAAAAAGAUUUAAUGUGUCAAAUAAAUGAAAAUGAAGCUUUAAAAAAAGAAGAGAGAGUCAGAAUAUAUUAUGAUGAUUUGAAAAUGAUAGAAACGAGAAAUGAAGAAGAUAAGAAAGAAAAAGAACUACAAGCCCGACAAAAUGAACUCAAGUUAGAUUAUAAGAAGGCGAUCACAGAACAAAUGCAGGAAAACACCACCAAAAAACAACAAGUGUUAUUACAAAAGAACAGUCCUUUUGUGUUUUUUGAAGCAACCGGAAGUAGUGAAGUACAAAAAAAUAAUGUUAAAAAGAAUUGUCCUCAGAAAGAACUAGAAGAAUAUAGAAAAAUUAAAAGUGAGCUAAAGGAAAUUGAACGCAAAGAAUCCGAUAAAACAAAUAACCGUAUAGAAGAGUAUGUGAUAGAAAUUGAUAAGCGUAAUAAACAACAGGAAGAAUUUAAAAACCAGAAGAAAGAAGAAAAUGACCGAAUAUAUAAAUGCUUAGCUGAUAAUUUAACAUCCUUAACGUCAAACACAUCGAAAAAAAUGGAAAUACAAAACAAACUUAUACACGAACAACACCGAAGUACCACUUUGUCGGCAGAGAAAAAAGAGAACGAUCUGAAAAUUCUGAAACGGGACAAUAUUUUGAAGCAAAAUGAAAUGCAAAUAAACAUUAAAAAAGAGAAGGAGAAAGCAGAGAAAGACAAAGAUUUUGCUCUGGACAAAAUGUUAUUGAAAAAGAAUCAAAUAUUUAACGAGGAAGAGGAGAAAAAAAUUGCUGAAAGACGACAACAAAUGAUCAAUUAUGGAAAAGAAUUAAAAACUUCGAUCGAUCUGAGACAAAAACAGAAAAAGGUUGUGAUGAACUACGAAUAAAUGGACCACAUUUUUGACGCCUAUUUAAAAAUGGCAGACAUGAAAAAAGAACAGAUAACUAUUGUUAAACAACAUAUGGAAAAUCUCGCAGGAUUUUUCCCACCAGCCGCAAGAGAUCAAUAUAAUAUGAAAUAA
Diuraphis noxia (Russian wheat aphid) is the source of this 1356-nucleotide messenger RNA. RefSeq lists its product as uncharacterized. NCBI's taxonomy places the organism in Eukaryota, Metazoa, Arthropoda, Insecta, Hemiptera, Aphididae. The record is from RefSeq and is a predicted model, not a curated record.